AUGGUGUGGAGGGUCGCUUCAUCUCACUCUUCCCUAUGGGUCAAAUGGACUAAAACAUACUUACUCAAACAAGAAUCGUUCUGGUCACUUCAGUCAAAGAGAACACUAGCUUGGGCUCCUGGAGGCAUAUGGUUUACACACUCAACGCCGAAAUUCUCGUUUCACGCCUGGUUAGCAAUCCUCGAUCGACUCACUCUCCACGGGAGACCGAAUGAUAUCUUGGACUGCAAGCAUCAACCCCUCUUGUCAGUGUUCUGCCAGCAUCCUGUGGAGACUAGAAGCCAUCUAUUCUUUACCUGCAUUUUUUCUGCAGCAGUUUGGUGUGCGUUAACAAAGGGUCUUCUCAAAAGGAACUACUCUUUGAAUUGGCAAGACAUCAUCUCCUUCAUCUCGGAUAACACUCGGCCGCAUCUUAUCCUCUUUCUCACCAGAUACGUUUUCCAAGCCACAAUUCACAGCAUAUGGAAGGAAAGGAAUUCCCGUCGACACGGAGAACAACCUCUCGCAUCAAAUAAUCUCAUCACGGUCAUAGACAAGCAUGUACGCAAUCGCGUCUCCUCGAUAAGGUUGCUCGGAGACACCAAGUAUGAAGAGGCUCUCUACACUUGGCUUGCCGCAAGAAGCUAG
Messenger RNA from Microthlaspi erraticum, 627 nucleotides. Lineage: Eukaryota; Viridiplantae; Streptophyta; Magnoliopsida; Brassicales; Brassicaceae. The record is from the annotation of a GenBank genome assembly.